Messenger RNA from Geodia barretti, 963 nucleotides. Lineage: Eukaryota; Metazoa; Porifera; Demospongiae; Tetractinellida; Geodiidae. The record is from the annotation of a GenBank genome assembly.
AUGCAGAUCGCGGAACGCGGGCGUGUAGUUGACGACGUCGCCGACCAAAUCGGAAAUACGCCGACAGUCGACAUAUCGCAGUUCAGCCCGAACCCAGACGUCAGCUUAUUCGCGAAACUCGAAUCGUUUAAUCCGACCGGGAGUGUCAAGGACCGCGUCGCGUUGUCCUUGAUUGAUCAAGCUGAGCGCGACGGAUUGUUGGUGCGAGGCAGUGGUGGCGUUAUCUUGGAACCGACUAGCGGCAACACCGGUAUCGGGUUGGCGUUGAUUGGGCGUUUACGCGGUUACCAGGUUAAAGCGGUAAUGCCCGAGAGCGUGAGCACCGAGCGUGUGCAACUGUUGCAAGGUUUCGGUGCGGAGGUGAUUUUUUCGGCCGCUGAAAAAGGGACGAAUGAAUCGAUUAACGUUGCGAAGGAAUUGGCUCACGAAAAUCCCUCGUACUUCAUGCCAUACCAGUACGGUAACAAAGCCAACCCCCAAUCCCAUUACGUGGCGACCGGACCAGAGAUUGUCCGUGAUGUGCCGGACGUCGAUAUGUUUGUAGCGGGGCUCGGCACGGGUGGAACACUCAUGGGUGUCGGCAAGGCGCUGCGGGAGCACAACCCAAACGCAAAAAUCGUGGCAGCGGCGCCGCAUCCCGAUGACAAGGUUCAGGGUUUGCGAUCCAUCGAGCAUGGAUUUAUUCCCCCGAUCCUCGACCUCGAUGCGCUUGAUGCAAGGAUCAUGGUCGAGGCUGAAGAGUCGUUUUUUUGGACGAGGAAGCUAUUGUUGGAUGCCGGCAUAUUUGUGGGUGUUUCUUCAGGUGCGGUAUUGGCGAGUGCGAUCAGGGCGGCACGACGAUUGGAGAGCGGAACGAUCGUAAUGCUGUUUGCGGACGGUGGAUGGAAAUACCUUUCCACGGGCAUCUACACGCGCGAUUGGAGUGAUAUCCAGAAUGAAGUGGAAGGACAGACGUGGUGGUGA